Messenger RNA from Heteronotia binoei (common prickly gecko), 2717 nucleotides. RefSeq names its product endonuclease/exonuclease/phosphatase family domain containing 1 (gene EEPD1). Lineage: Eukaryota; Metazoa; Chordata; Lepidosauria; Squamata; Gekkonidae. Gene Ontology annotation, biological process: DNA repair. Gene Ontology annotation, molecular function: DNA binding; catalytic activity. Gene Ontology annotation, cellular component: plasma membrane. The transcript is spliced from 7 exons. The coding region runs from base 747 to 2429 and encodes 560 amino acids. The record is from RefSeq and is a predicted model, not a curated record.
GUGGCGUCGUUGCUGUUGCUGCAGCUGCGGCCGGGGAGCGAGUGAGGGAGCUCGGUUGCAGGGGGCGCUGCUCUCGCCAACCCCCUCGAACGCAGCCGCUGCGGUCCCGCGGCGCAGCCAAGCCAAAAGCCGAGGAAGUCGAGCCAAGGCAGCGGCGGCGGCGGCUCCCCUCCUCUUCCUGGCUUUGCCAAGGUUGGGACAUCAUCCGCGGGGCGGAGGCAGGGCAGAGGCGCACACGUGUCGGCAGGGGAGGAGAAGCCGCGGCUAGAAAAGGCACCGCACGGCGCUCCCCGGGCUCCGAUGCAGGCAGCCCCGGCGGGGAUGCUCCAGCCUUAGACGGCGAGCCCGCUGCAGUCGCCGCCCCUCGCCUCGCCGGGUCGCUUUUCCGCCUCGCCCUCCCUCUUCCGACGUGGGACGCAGGCAGCCGGGACGGGAGGCGGCUGGUCCCGCUGAGCCGCCGGGCGGCCUCUUGGGGGGCGGCGUAUUUUUAACUCGGCUGGGCCGCUGAAGUGCCGCCGUCGCCGGCUUGGAGAGUUGCAGCUUGGAGAGUUGCAGCCCGUCCCCUCGCAGGAUGAACGGCCGGGGGGCCCCCUUUCCCUCCAGAGGUUCCCCGGCUCGCUCUGCUUCGCCUCCAGUCGUCGUCUCCGCCUCCAGCGGGAUCCCCGACGGGGCCAGCUUAGAAGACCGAGGUUGGUAAAGCUCCCCAGAGGGGCGUUCGCGGGCGGGAGUUCCUCGGACCUCGAGCGAUGGGGGGCAACCUGGGGUGCCACCGCUCCAUCCCCCGGGACCCCUCGGACUUGUGCCACCACAGCCGCAAGUUCAGCGCGGCUUGCAACUUCAGCAACAUCCUGGUCAACCAGGAGAGGCUGAACAUCAACACGGCCACCGAGGAGGAGCUCAUGACCCUCCCGGGGGUCACCCGCACCGUGGCCCAGAACAUCGUGGAGUACCGCGAGUACAUCGGGGGCUUCAAGAAAGUGGAGGACCUGGCCCUGGUUAGUGGGGUGGGCGCCGCCAGGCUGGAGCAGGUGAAGUUCGAGAUCUGCGUGGGCAGCAAAGGCAACUCGGCCCAGCACUCGCCCAGCUCCCUGCGCAAAGACCAGGCCCUCCUCGACCACCUGUCGGCCGCCAAGAUCAACAUCAAUACGGCCACCUCGGCCCAGCUCAUGAGCAUCCGAGGGGUCACCGAGAAGAUUGCCAACAGCAUUGUCGAGUACCGCAAGGAGCACGGACCUUUCAAGAGCAUCGAGGACCUGGUCAAGAUGGACUGCAUCAACUCCUCCUUCUUGGACAGGAUCCGGCACCAGAUCUUCGCCGAGAGGUCCAGGCCCCCCUCCACCAACACCAACGGCGGCCUCAACUUCACCGUCAAGCCUCACCCCAGCCCCACCUCCCUCAGCCUCCAGAGUGAGGACUUGGAUUUCCCGCCUGGCGGGCCCACUCAGAUUAUCUCCACCAGGCCCAGCGUGGAAAUGUUUGGCGGGAUGAGAGACGGGAAGCCUGUCCUGAGGGUGGCCACCUGGAACCUGCAGAGCUGCUCAGUCGAAAAAGCCAACAACCCUGGCGUGCGAGAGGUUGUGUGCAUGACCGUUCUGGAAAACAGCAUCAAGCUUUUGGCUGUGCAGGAGUUGGUUGACAGAGAUGCACUGGAAAAGUUUUGCAUGGAGUUAAAUCAGCCGACUCUGCCAAACAUUCGCAAGUGGAGAGGCCCUCGAGGAUGCUGGAAGGGAGUUACUUCUGAAAAACCCUCAGGGCAGCCCCAAAAGGGUGUGGAAUAUUCGGGCUUUUUGUGGGAUGUGACUGCAGGUGUAGAGUUGAAGGAUGCCACCACCUAUGACAACAUGCACACAAAUGGGAAUGGGAGGCAGGCGUAUCCUCAACCGUAUGUUGCACACUUCAAGGUGGGGAUGAAUGAUCUAACGCUGGUUAACAUUCAUCUGGCCCCCUUGCCCUCCGCGGGAGAAAAUGCUGUGAAAAACUACGAUAGCCACAAAUUAGCAGCCUUUGCACAGACUUUACAGGAAACACUGAAAGGAGAAAAAGAUGUGAUCAUUUUAGGAGACUUCGGUCAAGCUCCAGACAGUAGUGACUGUGACUUGUUGAGGAAGGAGAAGUUCCAUCAUCUGAUCCCUGCCAAUACGUUUACAAACAUCAGCACAAAGAACCCCCAGGGGUCGAAGUCACUGGACAACAUCUGGAUCAGUCGUAGCUUGAAAAAGAUAUUCACUGGUUAUUGGGCGGUGGUGAGAGAAGGUCUUACUAACCCCUGGAUCCCCGACAACUGGUCAUGGGGCGGAGUAGCCUCAAGCCAUUGCCCAGUGUUGGCCGAAUUCUACAUAGAAAGAGACUGGAGCAGAAAGGACACAAUUCGAAAUGGAAACGGGGUGACGGUGGAGCGUAGUGACUCAAAUGUGAAACACGAACGAUGAUGGUGUGCAAAGUCAAACCGUUGUUCCCGUGCCUGGAAAAGAUGGUUGGAAGACCCCUUUGCCCAAGGCCCAACUGUGAACCAGAACUGCCUUUUUUUCUCAUUUACCAAGAAUCAGCUUCUGCUUUUAACAUCUCCUUUUCCCACCUCCCCUGCUCUGUGCCCCUCUGUGAACGUCUGAGGGCUUCUUAUUGCCAGAGAGUGGUUUGUGAUUUUUUUUUUAAUGGAGACAUGGUGGACACUCUUGUGCUUGGAUAACUGCAAAUAAAAUGCACUUUUUAAUACUGUA